Molecule: messenger RNA, 3039 nt
Organism: Purpureocillium lilacinum
Lineage: Eukaryota; Fungi; Ascomycota; Sordariomycetes; Hypocreales; Ophiocordycipitaceae
Source: RefSeq, a predicted model, not a curated record
AUGCGCCGCCCUUCCGCAGACCUCUCCGACCCGGCGCGCAACCUCGAAGAAUCCAACGCCCCGGCCUCGGACGACACCAUGGGGAUGGACCUGGACUUGGCCAUGCCUCCGGCCGACGAGGACGUCCUCGACAGCGACAGCCGAAUCUACACGCCGCCGCCCCGCGUCGCCGCCCGCUUCUACCGCCCGUCGCACGCCCGUCGCAGAGACUCGGCCGCCUCGUCGCGGCGCAACUCAAUCUCUUCGGCGCACUCGCGCUGCUCGUCGAUCCAGCAGCACCCUCACUCGCAUACGAACGGCCGUGACAGCGACAGCGACCAGAGCAAGUAUGUCGCACAGCAUCUGCGACGCGCCUCCUUCCUCGAAGAUCGCCGCGCGCGCUUGGCCGACCGCGCCGCCCAUGCGGAAAAGGUGCGCCUCCGUGCCGCCCUGGCCAAGGCGGCCCCGCGCGGGCAGUCGGCCUCGGAGGAGCGCGCGCUUGCCGCCCAGCAGGCCAGGGAGCGCAACCUCGCCGAGAUCGUCGCCAACUGCGCUGAGGAGGUUAGAAAGGCCAAGCAGGUCGCCGAACUGACCAAGGAGAAGCGCGAGCAGGAGGUGGCCAAGAUGAAGGCCAAGAUGGAGGAGCGCAUGGCUGAGGCCGAGAGGCGCCGCGAGGAGCUCCGAAACAAGAGCAACACGGCGCGAAGCCGCGGCCAGAGCGUCAGGAAGACCGUCGAGGUUCUGCCUCAAGUCAAGGAGGGCGACCGCCCGAAGAUGAAGGAAGACGCCGCCGUUGCACAUAUUCAAGGGUGGUGGCGCCUGAAGAUGCGAGGUCGCAUCCUCCAGGAGUUUUACGGCCUUGGCCUGUCGGUCGACGGCAUUCGAGACACCUCGUUCGACACCGUCGUGGAGCUGCUCUCGGAGGAAAACGUCCUGCUCGUUACAGCCCGAUUGCUGCGGAUCUGCGGCCUGCACGAGGGAGCCCCCGGGUCGGUUGAGGAGAUGGCUGCCGUUCGCACCUUUCUGAGCGCGUUUCUAAUUCUCGGCCACCCUAACCAGGUACUCAUCAAUAAGAACGAGGCGGGUGCCGAUGAAGACGACGAUGACGGCCCGCUGUCCGCGCACCGCCUCCCGUCGACGGACCUUGCCAACCCUCAGCUCCAAGAUCUCAUCAGCAAGGCCAAAGAUUUGCUCAUAAACUUCGAAAACAUCCUGGUGCGCCUAACGACCUCGAACCGGUAUACGAUGCCGCCGGCUCUGAAGAAGACGCUUCCCGAAGCAUACGCGGUCUUUUACAAUGCAUUCAUCGCGUGGAAGUCGCGCGAUUCCAACGCGCUCAUAGAAGUCAUGCUCAUGCAGUUUGUCGAGUUGGAUGCCAUCUUCCAGACGGUCAAGGACACGACUGACGACGCAGCCACGGCGCUGUACCGCCAAAGCAUCCAGGACAGCCAGCUGAUGCUCAUUGUGAGAAUCAAGAAGCUGGCCGGGCCGGAGAAGGGCAAGAAGAUGAUCUUCAAGGCCGUGAGCGAGGCGCGCAAGGCUCGCGGCGCCAAGAAACAGACCGGCGACACGAAGCCUCGCGUCGCAGAUACUACGCCCGGCGAUGCCUCUGCGACUGCGAGCAGCCUUGUGUCUGCGGAGUCGCAGACCCUGACCCCCCCUGCGACGCCGGCGAGCAAGAGUGAGGCGAAGCCGACGGUCAUCAAGACAGGGCUCAACGGCCUGCUUCCUGAUAAUCGCGUUGUGGUUCACGAGCUGGCCAUCAACAAAGAGUACCAGAUACCCGCCGAGGAAUACGUUGAGCAGCAGGCCGUUCUCGCGCGGCCUCUGUACAUGCAGAUGCGCGCUGCCAUGGACGAGGGCAACACCGAGGCCAACUUUCGUUUCUUCAUCCUCAUGGCCAGCAACAUCAAGGACAAGCUGCAGCGCCUCCUAAAGCCAGGCAACUCGAUGUACAACCUGAUCGGCGAGAUAUUGGACCCAGAGAUGGCGGAGCGGCAGUUUACGCUUGGCAACUUUUCGUACGAAAAGUUCUUCACUGCCAUGGGAUCACUGCUGCCCAAGCUUUGCGCGCCAUUUCGCGAUGACGAAGUCAAGGACUUGAUCCAGAACAAGCUCGGCGACGGCAACUUGAUCGACCGGGUGGAGGCUCUGAACAGCUUCAUCGACGUGAUGCUUUGCGAUUACAUCAACUACCUGCUCAGGAUCGCAGCGCCGCAGCUGAUCGAAUCGGCCGCCCAGUACGAAGCCAAGAGGUUCACGUCGGACAUUGUGGACGGCGGGAUGAGCCUGAACGUCGCCGAGGCAGCUUGGAAGUCGGCGACGGCUAAGGUCACGGCCGAGGUUCUGAAGCGGGACCCGGAAGGGAUCAAUCACCCCAAAUCGCGGCCGACGGCGGCACGGUUCUACGCGCAGAUGCUGGUGGACGUCUUUACGCAGCCCACACCCAUCUCGGCGGAUCAGGUGCCAGAGAUGCUGCACCUCGACAUGGCGCGUAUCAACAACGUCUCCGUCUCGGUCCAGCGAAUCAUCACGGUAGGCGCCGUGCUGCUCCAGUGCAAGAACCUGCUCAAGCGUGACGUGCGGACGCAAUGGAAGACGGAAGCCUCCCGCAUCAUGUCGGUUUUGGAAGCGAACCACGCAUCGCUCGAGACGACAGUCGAGGGCACCAUGGCCGCGCUCGAAGCAGGCCGUUCCAUGCCCGCCGCCACGAAGACGCACCUUCGCGCGCUGGUGACAAAGGUUCUGAGCGCGAGCCAGGACAUGUCGCGCAAUCGCACGGAGCCGCGCGAGCCUGUCUUGCGUCUUCUCCUGACGCGCCUGCGCGGUAACAUACUCGCGCGGCUGGCACCGGGCUCUGCAAGCGAAAAGGUCAAAGCCGCCAACACGGCCGGCGAGAAGCUGGCUGCCUUGGGGCUCUCGGAGUUCGUAGAGCGGGUGCGGCACAUUUCCGACCUGCUGGACAAGGUCGGCGCGGUGGACAGAGCGGCGCACAGCCCCUGGUGGGAUGCCGUCGCGACGAAGAUCCAGCAAGAGGACUUGCCGGCGGCGCAGUCCUGA